GCUUGGUCCACCAGUGCAAAGAAGCCCAACUUUCCAGAAUUUUAUUUACGCGAAGAGCGAGAACUCAGAAGACCGACACAUCUGCUGACGGCUCUGCCUCUCCGCCGUAGGGGACCAUGGUUAUGCUGAAGAUCUCUGCUUUCCUUGUUACCUGUGCUGUGCUCAUUUGUCAGCUGUACAGCUCACAAGCUGCACCAGCCAGACCGGCUCUCGAGCCAAUGACGGAUCGAGUCACGCUGACGGACUACGAAGCCCGGAGGUUGCUAAACGCCAUUGUCAAAGAAUUUAUCCAAAUGACAGCCGAGGAGCUGGAGCAACAGGUCAACGACGGGAAUAGCCUGGGCAGACCCAUGUCCAAGCGCUGCUCCAAUCUGAGCACGUGUGUGCUGGGCAAGCUGUCGCAGGAGCUGCACAAGUUGCAGACGUACCCCCGCACCAACGUGGGAGCAGGCACGCCGGGCAGGAAGCGCAGCGUGCCGGAGGCCGACCGCUAUUCUAGUUUCGGGGAGCUGCUCAGUGGGAACUAAGCAGUGACCCCCCCCCCCCCCCCAUCCCCAUACGCCCCUCCCUUCCCUGGCCGCAUCUCCUGCUUUUACCUGUUCUGUUAUGAUUUGACAUCCUCGCUGCAUGUGGACCUGAACUGCUUGACCGUCCUUAGAGAAACCAUGACCGCAUCCCUUCCCGUCUCAGCUGGUUGGUUGUGACCCUUCAUUUCCGGCAGAGAACGAAAACUCUCUCAUAAAGACAAUCAAAACAACGGCUAUUCUAUACAGCAAAUGAAGUUUCUUUCAAAUGCACUUUAUUUUAAAAUAAUAGAUGAGAAUUCCAUUUUUAAGCAACGAAACAAUGAUUCGGUGGCGAGAAAGUGAUCCCACAAUUAUCUACAUUUCCUA
This is a messenger RNA of Scleropages formosus (Asian bonytongue), 893 nucleotides long. RefSeq names its product calcitonin/calcitonin-related polypeptide, alpha (gene calca). The transcript has 4 exons. Bases 117 to 527 code for a protein of 136 amino acids. The record is from RefSeq and is a predicted model, not a curated record. Gene Ontology annotation, molecular function: calcitonin receptor binding; hormone activity. Lineage: Eukaryota; Metazoa; Chordata; Actinopteri; Osteoglossiformes; Osteoglossidae. Gene Ontology annotation, cellular component: extracellular region. Gene Ontology annotation, biological process: regulation of cytosolic calcium ion concentration; adenylate cyclase-activating G protein-coupled receptor signaling pathway.